This is a messenger RNA of Phaeodactylum tricornutum CCAP 1055/1, 1638 nucleotides long. RefSeq lists its product with no specific name. The annotation marks the transcript as partial. Lineage: Eukaryota; Bacillariophyta; Bacillariophyceae; Surirellales; Neidiaceae. Gene Ontology annotation, biological process: tRNA processing. The record is from RefSeq and is a predicted model, not a curated record. Gene Ontology annotation, molecular function: metal ion binding; tRNA dihydrouridine synthase activity; RNA binding. The transcript has a single exon.
GACAAAAAAUUCAAGAAGAAACGCCCUCGCGACGCCCGCAUUGACUCGGCGGCAAAGGUUUGCCUCGCGAUUAUUCGUGGCGAAUCGUGUCCCUACGGGGACGGUUGCCGCUUUUCACACGACAUGAAAGAGUUCAUGGCGAGCCGUCCCGAAGAUAUAAACAAUAAGAUCUUGGGCAGCGUCUGUCCAUACAUUGAGCUUUAUGGGUAUUGUGUCUAUGGCGCCAUGUGCCGCCUUGGAGCGUCGCACAUUAACAUGUCUACUGGCGAAAACAUUCGAAAGGACAUUGAUGGUCCGAAGCCCAAGCCAAUCUUAAAUACUCUACCGAAGGAAGUGCAAAUUCAGCUACGCAAAAAGUCUUACCCGUUCAAGCACCAGCGCUACAACGAACGGGGUGGAAAGAAUUCCAGGGAGACCACAGCUCCAAAAGACACCGAGAAAGUGACGGAUGAUGCGCUGGAGCCACCAUCAAAUACAUCCGCUGAAGAAGGGAGAGCUAGUUCGUCGAUUGAUAUGUCCCCCCUUCCGGAUCGUACGCGUAAGCUUAUCGAUUUUUCCAAGAAAGUAUAUGUUGCUCCACUUACGACUGUCGGAAAUCUGCCUUUUCGGCGAAUAAUGAAAAAAUUCGGCGCUGAUAUUACCUGCGGCGAGAUGGCCGUUGCAACCAAUCUACUCUCGGGUCAAAGCUCCGAGUGGGCGUUGCUUAAGAGGCAUCCGGAGGAGGACAUUUUCGGUGUGCAGAUUGCUGCUGGCUAUCCGGACGUGUUUGCGAGAACCUGUGAGUUGAUUGAAAACGAAAUGAACGUCGACUUUGUGGAUUUGAAUCUAGGCUGCCCAUUGGAUAUUGUUUGCAACAAAGGAUCUGGCGCUGCACUCAUGAUGCGGGACAAACGCCUUAGAUCGUCGGUUGAAGGUAUUUUGGAAACUCUCACAUGUCCUAUUUCUAUUAAGAUGCGGACUGGUUGGGAGAUGACCAAGCCGUUUGCUCACAACCUUGUACAGAAAAUUCAAAGCUGGGGACUCGAUGGCAUCAGUGCUGUCAUGAUACACGGAAGGUCCCGCCUUCAACGCUAUGCUAAGGAAGCAGACUGGGACUACAUCAGUAUGGUAGCCAAGAGUCAGGAUAUGUCGCUAACUACAAUUCCGGUGAUUGGGAACGGCGAUAUAUUUUCGUACCAAGACUUUGAAGAGAAGAUCGCUCGCGAAGGGGUCAACUCCUGCGCGAUGCUUGCCAGAGGUGCUCUCAUUAAGCCUUGGUUGCCAACCGAGAUUAAAGAGCGUCGGCAUUGGGACAUAUCUGCGUCUGAAAGGCUUGACAUUCUAAAAGAUUUCGCUCGAUUCGGCAUGGAGCACUGGGGAACUGACCAGCAGGGAAUCAACAACUGUCGCCGGUUUCUUCUGGAAUGGCUCUCCUUCCUCCAUCGUUACUGCCCGGUUGGUUUAUUAGAAGUGUUGCCGCAGCAUAUGAAUCAACGACCACCCGCCUACAUUUGCGGUCGCAGCGACUUGGAGACUCUGUUGUUGUCGCCGGAUAGCUCCGAUUGGAUCAAAAUAUCUGAGAUGCUCCUCGGUCCCGUUCCCGACGGUUUUCGUUUCGAACCAAAGCACAAGGCGAAGGGUUUCAAAUCGGAAGGAUAA